CAGAGCACAUACAUGGCAUCCGACGGAAGACAUCUGGGGCAUCUGCCCAGUGGUCUGACAAUCUGCUGCUCCAUCCCUGACAUGCUCUUCCUACCUGAGCUCGUUUUCGGGGGACUGGUGUGGAUUCUGGUGGCGUGUACGUAUAUUGUGCCAUAUAACCCCCAGGCCUAUGUCAUGGCGGUCUCCGUCUUCUGUUUCGUUUGUACCUUCCUGUGGAUGAUGGUUUUCAUGUGUGGUUCCCAUAACAACCGGAACUCCUGGGCAACCGCGGAUGUGUUUUAUCAUUUCCUCGCCUCUGUGCUCUACCUCAGUGCUUCUGUGCCACUGGCCAUGGUCACCCUGGCCUUUAAUUCCAGUUUAACCCUGAUCUACCAGCUCAAUAUCUCUGCAGUGGUGUUUUCCUACUUGACCACACUGCUGUAUGUCAUACACACAAUUUUCUCUGCCAUCCGAUGGAAAACUUUUUAGAUCAGAACACCCUCCUCAUCCUCCCGCCUGCACUCUGACUACCUUGGUGUGUGUGUGUGACUCAAGCAGCCCUGUUGACCUGCACUGAUCAACCCCAACUCUUGUAACUUCAGUCUCAUUCCUCUUUAAAAUCAAGUGCACAUUUAGUCUUAUGGGGCAGUGGUAGCUCAG
Electrophorus electricus (electric eel) is the source of this 639-nucleotide messenger RNA. RefSeq names its product myelin and lymphocyte protein-like. The record is from RefSeq and is a predicted model, not a curated record. Gene Ontology annotation, biological process: myelination. Gene Ontology annotation, cellular component: membrane. NCBI's taxonomy places the organism in Eukaryota, Metazoa, Chordata, Actinopteri, Gymnotiformes, Gymnotidae. Gene Ontology annotation, molecular function: structural constituent of myelin sheath.